AUGGAUAGUUAUAAUGCUAAUGAAGAGAAGAAUUUGAAUUUCAUAACCCAUAAGAACAGUUAUGAUGAAAAUAUGAAUUCUAGAAGUAGAAAAAGUAGUUUUAUUGAAUUCCAGUAUGAUAGGGUUGUAAAUAAUGUGCUAGGAUUAUUCAAGAAACAGAACAAGCAAAGGUUUCUGUCAACGUCAUCUGCCUUACGCAAUGACAUGCAUGAACAAAUUUUAUGCUCUCGAUUAUUCUUAGAUUUAUGUGAAGAUAGAGAAAUACUUUUACACAAAAUAUUAAAAAAAAUAAAUAUUUUGAAUUUAAUUUAUUUUCGCUUUUUAAAAGAAUCUGACAUCGAUGAUGUAUUCGAUUUGCACAACGAGCUUUUUCCUGUAAAGUAUCAGUCCGAUUUUUACUUCAGCAUUUGUAACUUUGCCGAUGAUAAAGUGAUAGACGACGAGGUUACCAGGAUCGUCGAGAAGAUUUCCCGCUCUCUCAGAAGCAAUGCUGGAGCCAAACGGCACAGCGGCAACGCUAACCAAUCCAGCGGAGCACUCCCUGAGGAGAAAAAUGAAGAGGCGGUAAAAGUGCGCGGCGUCUCUCCGUCAAGUGACGACGAUCAUAAAGUGAAAAGAAAGCAAGUCGGGGAAAAAGUGGAUACUGACAAAAAUUCAAACUGUAAAGACGAAGAUAUAGACAACAUUUCAAAUAAAAAAAUAGUGAAUUCGGAAGAUUACAAUUCGUCAAAUCGUUCCGUGGACACGAAUAAUGAUGAAAAAAGAAGAAUAAAUAAAAAGUGGAAGGAAGAAGAAAUAUUCUCCAUAGGUGCCUUCCUUCCCUUUUCAUUCAUUGAUUAUAUAAACAGUGAUCAUAUUACAAAAUUACUGAAAAGUAAAUCGAUAGAAAAGGUUAGUGAAAAGGAGAUCCUUCUGGAUUAUAUCAAAUUUAUUGAUGAUGCUAAUAGGUUACGUAGUGGUGCAGGAGACGAGAAUUCGGCACACAUUUCCCAAUCGGUGGAUAAUGCGCAGUCAGUCGACACCACCCAUUCGGAUGAUCCCUUCCAGUCGGAUGGCCACAGUCAUGUUCAGUAUGCUAGGGGCUCCGCUUCAGAGAGCAGAACAAAUAACAGAAGAAGGUCGUCCAGUAACCUAGACACCAAGUCAAGCAAUUCGACAAACCCAUCUGCUAAAUGUUUGCCCACAAUUUGUUUCUCGCAAAGCACACAGAAUGAUUCCCCUUGGAGGAAAACUGAACAAAAAAUAUAUAGCCAUAAUAAGCAUAAGGAUAGCAAGCACGUCGCUAGUAAAAAUGCAAAGAAUGUCACGCCGCACAAUUUGGCUACCCAUGAAAAUGGACAAAAUAUAUGUAGGUACAAUGGAACUCACCUAGAAGAAUAUAUAAAAAAAAAUGAAAUCUUAAAAGAGGAGGAUUGCCGUGUAGAACAUAAAAAGGAUAACCAUUCGAAUGACAAAGUGGAUGAUAAAAAUACAGAUAGAAGUAAUAUCCUCAAAAAGGAGGAGUACAUUAAAAAGUACCCCCCAUCAGCGGAUGAAACAGAGAAGGAUACGAAUUGUAACGAAGCACACAACCGUAAUAAUAGCAACAUUUGGGUAUCUUCCCUCCAGAAAGACAAAGGCGUGGAGAGCGGCGAAAAGGGGAAGAAGCACGGUAAUUCGCAGCUCAACAGUUACCUAGACAAUCUUCAGAACAACAUGUAUGAUGAUAAUAAUACGAACAUUCAAAAUAUUUACAAACAAUUGAAGGAAAAGAACAUAGAAUAUGAAGAGAGACGUAACCCAUUUUUUGGGACAGAGAAUGUGAUAAGUCGAUUGAGAGAUAAAAUAUGUUUAAGCAAAGAAACGCUCAAUUUGUACAAUCGUAAUAAAAAGAGAGUGAAAAGUAAUUACCUCAUCGGAUGUGUGUCAAAUCUGAUAAAUUAUCAAGACGCUAGAAACGAAAAGGAUUUUAUCAACAUAUAUAACCAUUUUAAGAAAAAAUCGAAUAACUCAAAAAAGGGAAAGAACUACUUAAAAUAUGUGUACGAUUCGUCUUUGAACUUUUUAGAGAAUUAUAUCCCGCUAGAUAAAAAUGGAAAUUUCAGCGGGAGGGAGAAGACCGCAAGUAUCUUCCCAUCGAAUAAUCUGAAAAAGACUGAUCAAAGUGAACAACCCAAAGGAAAUACACUCCACACAAAUGGCAGAAAUGAUAAAAUGAAAACAGAGUCGAGUUAUAUGCUAAACGAAAAUGAUGAAGAGGUACCUAAAUGCUCCUCGCAUAUGUUAGAUCAGGAAAAAAAGAAACUAAUACAUCUACACAACGUGCUAAACGACUUAUCCGUUUUGCGAACGCAAUAUGUUAAUAAAGAUACAAAAUUUGAAAAGAAAUUAUAUGAAGAAAUUUACAUGAAUGAAAAUAUCAAAACGAUAAGCAAAAAAUAUAUUAAAAAAAAAAUUAACAGUAUUUACAUUUUGACAGUGGGAAUAAGUGAGUACUUUAGGGGACUAAAUUUAGCUUCCUACCUCAUUGAAUAUACUGUGUUUUAUUUCUACUUUAUUAUUUACAGAAUAUUUCUGUACAAGAGUAAAUUUUAUUGCUACAUUGAUAACGAUAUGUUUUAUAGCAUUUCUAGUAGCCAUCUAGGUGAUCAGCAGCAGAACGAUUUUUUCGACGAGGGUUUACUCACGGACAACUCGUCGGAUGAUUUCUACUCCAUCGUGAGUGAUGAAAAAUCAUUCUCCGAUAGGGAAUACAAGAUGAAGGGCAUAAAUGGAAAGGAAGACAUGUUCUUGGGGGAAACAAGGAACUGUCUUGACGAGGAAAGGAAACAAUCCGAUGGGGUAUUAAGUGGUCCUACUAGAAUUUUUCACGAACAGUUGGAGGAACAGAAAAACGAAAAUAUAUGGGCCAAUCUGAAUGAUUCUUUGCGGAAAGAAAAUUUUGUCAAUGAUAAAAUGGAUGACGAGAACAACGAAAUGGUAUCCAAUUUAAAAAAUAAGUCUACCCCUUUUGGUAAUUAUCCAAUUCAGUUUAAUGCCUGCCAAACGGACGAACAUGGGAAUACCAGAAGGGAGAGUAAUGAAAUGGGAGAAAGGGACCCAUUCAAUUUUAAAACGUACAAAAUAAAUAACUUGAAUAGUCACGCCCAUCAUGGAAAUAAACGGAAAAACAAAUGGAGUACAGAAAAGUCCAAAAAUUAUAGCAUUUCGAAUGGAGUUCUGAGGGAGUGUUACAAACAAAUAAUACUGAAUGAUUACUUGCACCACCUGUAUGUUAUCAUUCAAAAUAAGAACGCGGAAAUGUUACCAGAGAAGGAGACACAAAAGGGAGAAGCGCAAAAAACAGAUCCUUUUCCUGCGUUCUUAAAAUUCCCCUUAUUUAAAAAUCCCCUGUAUAGCUCAGGCCUUAACAAUAAAAUGCUGGAUUUUUUUUUAAACAAUUUUUGUGCCUUCAAUUUAAAAGAUAGACCAUUUUUUCACCUAAAAAAUGCGAAUGCAAGAAAACCUUGCUUGGAUUAUAAUGAUGAUGAUGUAUCCCUGCCUCUGUAUAUAUACCUACAUGUCAUAGAUUAUAACAAAGCGGCCAUAAAUUUGUACAACAAGCUAAACUUCGAUUAUAUUUGCACGUAUGACAAUUUUUAUGAUAUAAACAAAAUGACAUUUUCUUCCUUUUUGUAUUCAUAUUUCUUUUAG
Plasmodium knowlesi strain H is the source of this 3672-nucleotide messenger RNA. Its product is annotated as asparagine-rich antigen, putative. Bases 1 to 3672 code for a protein of 1223 amino acids. The transcript has a single exon. Lineage: Eukaryota; Apicomplexa; Aconoidasida; Haemosporida; Plasmodiidae. The record is from RefSeq and is a predicted model, not a curated record. Gene Ontology annotation, molecular function: protein-N-terminal amino-acid acetyltransferase activity; histone acetyltransferase activity. Gene Ontology annotation, cellular component: Golgi membrane. Gene Ontology annotation, biological process: N-terminal peptidyl-methionine acetylation.